AUCGAAGAAGCCAUCAAUCAGCUGUAGAAUUCUUUUGACUUCGCGCGCGCAACUCCACAUUUUGCCUGGAUCACUUGGCCAUUGAUAUCGGCUUGUUUGGCAGCGAUGGACUCUGCGACGGACAACAGACUUCCCAGACUACCGCCAGAGCUCAUCAAUCUCAUCCUAUCAGCAUUGUUCGAAAGUCUCCUGCCGAGAGCGUCUUUGGACCCUUAUCUGGCGGUAGACAGGGACGCAAGCACGGGCUAUAGUACUGGCAAUGUCACGCCAUCGAUCAACAGCCGGCCUUCCUACUCGACAGGCAGGAGAGGCUCCAUCGCGCCCGUCACGCUCCUAUCUCGGCCUAUCGACUCUUCUCCCGCUAUCUUUGCCCGUCUUAGCUUGGUCAAUCGGACCUGGUAUGGCGAGGCGCGCAAAUAUCUGUGGCGAGAGCUCCAUGUUGGCUUUCCCACGACGUUUGCCAAGCUCGUAGCCACGGUUGGCGUGCAGCAAGAGGACUCUGACGACGACGAAGAGGAAGCGGACUCGCCCGGGCCCCGAGGCCGUUCGUUACCCUCGACGCCAGAGAUACCCGGCACAGCAUCGACGAGCAUUCGGCGAGAGUCUCAGACUGCUUCGCCGGAAAGGUCACGCGGGCGCUCGCCAUCCAUGCGACGCAAGAAAGAUAUAGACGAGCCCAUCUGGCCAGUUCGCCAACGGUCAAGCUCCAGAGCACGCAGUCGCUCUGAAUCGCUUGAUGCUCGCAGAAUGCGUCUGAACCAGAAAGAUACACAGCAAUAUACCCCGCCAACCUCGCGAGAAGCAUCGCCUGCUCGCUUUCUCGAGGUUCCAAACCAAUCCAUAGAGAUGGUCAUGCAAGGUCUGCCCACCCCGCCCUUGGUAGCACUCGAAGAUGAUCAAAUCACAUUCGAGGAGGAGAAGCGACGCCACCAGAGCAAUCCGGGCCUGCACACGCAAAUGAUCUCCUUUGCUGCCUUCAGGACCCAUGGCAUGGCGCGCACCGGUGCCCAGGGCCAGCAUCAGCGCUUUGUGACCGCUACCCGACUUUUGAAUCUCCUUCGGUCCACACGCGAUCUCGGCUCACUCUUGGUCAAUCGCACCGAGAGGGAGGCAAUCUUAGCCAAGCUACUCGAGCCAAGGUCCCGAGCGCAAAGUGAACUCUUCGAGGAUUACUCGAUCGGUCACCUUACCGCCGUUGGAUUCUCCGAAUACCAGGAUUCGGCCAUCUCGGCGGAAGUACUGCUCGAGCUUCUGCUGCGAGGCGGCAUCGAAGCCGAAUAUGAAGAAUUACAAGGCGCAACGAUAAGCUGCAAUGUCGGCACGGACGUCGGUCUGCAUGCCACGCCACUUGAAGCGCUAGAUAUGUGUGGCUGUGUCAGCGCUCGGAUGAUCGAUGCAAUACAGGAACUCAUCGAGACAUAUCGUCUGGUCACUUUACAAGGCCAUGCUGGCGAUCAGCAGACUCGGCGUUUCACAUUGCUUCGAACACGCUUUCCCCAUCUCAAGCGACUCGGUAUGAGUCAUACCCUCUUACGACCUGCAUUAUUGGAAGCUUUUGUCGUUUCCUUCCCUAACUUGACGCAUCUCGAUCUCUCGCAUUCGAGAGCAUCAGCAUCUUUGCUGGAUGCACUCGGUCGAAUGCCGGGUAUGCGCUUGCGGUCGCUCAAUUUGGCAAGCUGCAAGGGGCUCACUUCGCAUUCGAUCGAGCGUCUCCUUGUGGGCUCAGGCCCAGAUCCCACCCCCGACGUGGUCACGGCGGAGCUUGUGGAGCUCAGUCUGCAUGGCGACGAAUCUACCCAUAGUCCCUUGACGGCCGCCGAUCUGCACCGCAUCCUCACUCUCGCGCCUUGUAUUCGCUCAGGUCGUCUGCGGGUCUUUGAUAUUUCCAGUACAGCCGUGACGGAUGCUGCGCUCCUGUCGAUGCCAGAUCAGCCGAGUCUGCUCGAUCUCGGCUUAGCACACUGCAUCUGGCUCACUCUGGACGGCGUGACCGACUUUCUCAGAGGUAAAGCGAGCAAUGUAGAGAUACUAGACGUUCGCGGCAGCUUCUUGGGUGCGCCCGUCAACCUCUUGGGCGCCCGCGCAGGCACAAUGCCUGUCAGCAAUCUCGGCAGGACAGAGAGCCCAAGCAGAAUUCCUCGAACGAGACCAUCGCUCGACGUGAUGGCUUUGCAUAGCAAGCUUAUCUUCCCGCUGUGUCAAACGCUUGGUACAUUCACGAAGGAAGACGACAGUCGAACUUACGUCCGACGAGUCUCACAUCUGCGCUGCGUCGAGCUCGAUGACACUACGCUUGAAGACAUCCAAGGCGGCGCUUUCGGUUUCGCUGUGGUCAACGGCCGCGGCAAGCGAGGCUGGUACAUCGACACAAGUGUGACUUCGAUACCGAGUCAUAUCGCCGAAGAUACCAGCCGACGAAGUCUCGUCAAGCUAGACUCGGAAAGCGACGUCACCCGGGCUCUGCGAUUUUUGUCAAGCUCACCUGGCAGCGCUUCGGCUGACAUCGGUUGGCAUGCUCAGAAGAGUUCAAUCUUGCGCGAUGCAGGGCUGCUUGGACGCGAUGCGGGUCUGUAUGCGUUCCACGCUUUCCAACAUCGCAAGGCUCGACGCCUGAAGAGACAGCAACGAGCUAGACUCGACACAUUCUUUACACCACUCGACGCAACUCCGCACAAAGAACACUAUGUCACACUGGCCCUGGCUGGCCUCGCAAGCACUUCCCUUGCACACACUGGCAGCUCGCACGCCAGCGGUCUCGAAGCGCGUGAGUUGCACAGACGCGCGAUCAAGGGACCGUUCAGCAAGCUGGUCGCCUCGAAGAAACUCACCAGCAAGCAAAAGGCAGCACAGCAGUUCUGUCGAGACUUCACUGGUACCUGCUACAAGACCUGCUUUGCGGGCAACUACGGCAAAGAAGUCUCUAUCGUGUUUGAAUGCCAGGCCGCUGGCAAUGGCUACGAUUUCGGCUGCUCUUGCAAUGGCAAGGACAAGACGAACACCGUUCUCAACAAGAUUGGCAAAGCUCACCUUACACCUCAGACUGUCCUCCUGACAACCUCGACCGAUACUGUCUCGUCUACCGCCACGACCACCGUCACUGAAGGUGUUCUCGUCAACAAUACGAAGCCUGUCACUGUGGAUGUAACCUCGACCGUCACUGUGCCAACGACCACAGUAGUCAAGCUCACAACCGUCACCGACGGUACGACGAUCACCAAAGAGGUCACGAAGACAGCUAUCACGCUGCCGACGGUGGUCUCGAAGCUCGUUGCGCCCGCCGUACUCGUCAAAUCUUCCAACACAGACAACUCGCUCUGCCUGGCAUUCACGGAUACUUGCAAAUCUCAAUGCCGAUAUGACGGAUCCCUCGCGGGUACGCUCACGUGCAAGAAGGGCUCCAACGGACACUAUGCGCUCAAGUGCAAAUGUCUCGACGGCAAGGACUUUACCCGCCAGGCACUUGCACAGGUCGAACACAAGAGCCCGCACAGCACGACGAUCCCCGUUGUUGGUACGACGACGGUCUUGCAGACCCAGAGCGUCACCGUCACGAAGGAUUACUACACCAACGUUGGCCCGACCGUCACUGAUGUUCAUCUCAAGACGGUCAAGAAAGGCGCUACCACCACGACGACGACUGUCUAUGCCAAGGCUACUCAUACCACGACGAGCACAACGAUCAUUGCUGCUGCCGCUUCAGGUGUCGUUCAACUGAGGACCUCGAGCAAGAAGCUUGGCUACAUCUCUGAGAAUUACUCGACCCGCAUGAACGGCAAGAAGUCUAGCUCACCAUUGCCCUUCUAUGGCACGACGACGAAGCGCAACUCUGCUCUGGAAGUCUUCUUUGCCAAGGUUGGCAACUCGAGCUACUACAACCUCAUGUCCAUCAACGGCGUUGAUCCCCGCUAUCCCGCACUGGGUGGCAUUGUGCCCCAUGGCAAUAGCGCGACAUUUGGUCCCAAGAAGCUUGGCUACGCGAUCCUGAGCGAUGUCGCGCCAAGCUCGGGUGAACCGUCAUCUGCUGGCAACGCUUACGCCGUUCCUUCACUCUCAGAAAGCGCGAUCUGGAAUGUCAGCACGAUCGGCCACACGCUUGCGGCUUCAUGGACCAACCCGGGCGGCAAGAUCAAGAAGACACAAGCUCUUUACGAUCCCAAGGAUGAUGCAAUCAUCAUUGCAGGCGACUACAAGACGUACCAUGCCCGAUAUCCUGGCUACGGCGUGCCCAUCACGCUCUCCUUUACGCCGUACCUGAACAGCAACUCGACAAAGUAGACAGCAGCACGUCAGAAGGGAGUCGUGUAAGCUCGAGAU
Mixia osmundae IAM 14324 is the source of this 4314-nucleotide messenger RNA. RefSeq lists its product as uncharacterized. Bases 106 to 4275 code for a protein of 1389 amino acids. The record is from RefSeq and is a predicted model, not a curated record. NCBI's taxonomy places the organism in Eukaryota, Fungi, Basidiomycota, Mixiomycetes, Mixiales, Mixiaceae. Gene Ontology annotation, cellular component: SCF ubiquitin ligase complex. The transcript has 8 exons. Gene Ontology annotation, biological process: SCF-dependent proteasomal ubiquitin-dependent protein catabolic process.